Schistocerca nitens (vagrant locust) is the source of this 2508-nucleotide messenger RNA. RefSeq lists its product as uncharacterized. Gene Ontology annotation, molecular function: GTP binding. The transcript is spliced from 2 exons. Gene Ontology annotation, cellular component: nucleolus. The record is from RefSeq and is a predicted model, not a curated record. The coding region runs from base 136 to 2412 and encodes 758 amino acids. Lineage: Eukaryota; Metazoa; Arthropoda; Insecta; Orthoptera; Acrididae.
GUUCUCUGAUAGUUUGUGGGACGUGUGUGUUUAAACGGAAAGUGUAAAUAAAGCAGUGUGACAGAGUUUAAUAGCCAACGAAACAUAAAAUAGAGUUUGAAUUUUGGCAGUUUGUAGUGUUUUUCCGAUUCCAUCAUGGCAAAGAGUAAAUCUGAAAAUAAAGCCCCCAGAAAAGAGGGGUUCAACCGGUCUGGUCACAGCAUGAAUCCAGAACGAAGGACAGAAGGACUGAAGGGAGUUGCAAAAGUACGAACGAAAUCUACAAUUAAGCGUCUUCAGAUGUACAGGAACUUCAAACCAAAACGAGAUAGAACAGGAAAAAUCAUAAGUCCAGCACCUUUUCAAGGGAAAUUAGCAUCUGGUACAGUGGCAAGAAUUGAGCCAAAUCAGAAAUGGUUUGGGAAUUCUCGUGUCAUCACACAAAAUGCACUCCAGAAGUUUCAAGAGGAAUUAGGAGUAGCUGUAAAAAAUCCAUAUGAUGUUGUUAUGAAACCAACAAAGCUGCCAAUAACACUGUUGAAUGAGAAAGCUAAGAACACAAGAGUACAUAUUUUAGACACAGAAAGUUUUGACAGUGUUUUUGGGCCUAAAAAAAGCAGAAAGAGACCGCAUAUAAGAGUAGGAGAUCUUGAAAACUUAUCAAAAAUGGCUGAAAGUAGUGCUGCUAAUUACAAAGAAGAUAAAGAUCGUGAUUUAGUGAAAGAGGACAGCGGUAUUAAAGAUGCACCCCGGGAGUGGAUAAUGGCAGCUGGGCAGAGUAAACGUAUUUGGAAUGAGCUGCACAAGGUGAUUGACUCUUCUGAUGUUGUGUUGCAAGUUUUAGAUGCCAGAGAUCCAUUAGGCACCAGGUGCCCAUACAUUGAAAAUUUUUUGAAGACAGAAAAGCCUCAUAAACACCUCAUAUUUAUUUUGAAUAAAGUUGAUUUGGUCCCCACGUGGGUGACACAAAGAUGGGUUGCUGUCCUCAGCUCAGAAUAUCCUACGAUAGCAUUUCAUGCUUCUAUAACACAUCCGUUUGGUAAAGGAUCUCUGAUAAACCUACUGAGACAAUUUUCAAAGCUUCAUAUUGAUAAGAAACAGAUUAGUGUUGGCCUCAUAGGGUACCCAAAUGUGGGAAAAAGCUCUAUAAUUAACACACUUCGCUCAAAGAAGGUAUGCAAAGUGGCACCAAUAGCUGGUGAAACCAAAGUGUGGCAGUAUGUCACUUUAAUGAGGCGAAUUUACCUGAUAGACUGUCCAGGUGUUGUGUACCCAUCAGCAGAAACUGAUACUGAGAAAGUUCUUAAGGGAGUAGUGAGGGUUGAGCUAGUUCAAAACCCGGAGGAUUAUAUUCCACCUGUCCUUGAGCGAGUUAAGAGAGAAUACAUUGUUAAAACAUACCAAGUAGAUGGCUGGGAAACAGCUGAAGAAUUUCUUGAGAAAUUAGCAUUUCGAACUGGGAAGCUUUUGAAAGGAGGUGAACCUGAUAUUACAAUAGUUUCCCGCAUCAUUCUCAAUGAUUGGCAGAGAGGGAAGUUGCCCUUCUACGUUAUGCCACCUGGAUUUGAGAUUCCACUUUCCAUGAAGGAGCAAACAGGAAACAGUGAACAUGGAAAUGAAAGUUCUGCUCCUGCAAAUGAAAGCAGUAAUAGCCAAACCCCAUGCACUACUGAAAUAAAGGAAACAGGUAACAGAAGUGAAGUACCAACAACGAAAACCAUUGACAAAGAAGAUGAAGGGAAAAUUGUCACCACUGAAAGUGAGAAUAAAGUAUCUAAUGAGAAUAAAAAUGAUAAUGUAUCAGGUAAUCAUAAUAGUGCUAGUGUCAUACAGGAAAGAGCCGAUCCAGUAAAAUCUGUGGAAGAAUGUGAAAUGUCAGUUGAAACACAGGCUACAGAUAAUAUGCAGAUAAAUGAGGAAAUCACGCAAGACAGCAAUAAGUGCAGUAAGAAGGAACCUUUGUUGAAAGUAAUGCAGAACUUUAGUAAAAUAAAAGUGGCAUUGCCAUAUAUUGCUAAGGAGGACAGAGAGCUAAGACAGAAACUAGGUUGUGAAGAUAAUCCUUCAGACUUAAGUGACAGUGAGGGUUCUGUAGAAGAUUCAGAUAGUGAAGUGGGCAAUGAAAAUAGUGCAGAAAACCAGAAAGGGGGCGAUAAUGGUGAUAGUGAUAGUGACAGUUCAUCUCUAUUUGAUUCUGACGACGAAUACUUUGAAAGUAAGCAUAAUGUUAGUGUGGAAUCAACAAGUGGUAAUUUCCAGGUAACAAAUCUGAAACACAAGAAAAGACGAAAGGUUGAUCAAGACAGUGCUUCUCUUCCUCAGCUAACAAGUAAAAUGCGAAGAAGAAUAGAAAGACAAAACCGGCCUAAGAAGGUUGGAAGUAAUUUCUAUGCUACGCAUAAUGUGAAAAAUAGAAAUAAAAAGAAAAUAUAAAUACGAUGUAUGGUGGUUAGGCUUUUUAUAAAUGGCAAAUCAUUUGUGUUUAAUUAUCAUUGUUGUUAUGUAAUUAUAUUUAUUUUUGUAAAACGA